Messenger RNA from Striga asiatica, 1305 nucleotides. Lineage: Eukaryota; Viridiplantae; Streptophyta; Magnoliopsida; Lamiales; Orobanchaceae. The record is from the annotation of a GenBank genome assembly.
GUCAAUUCUCCGUCAACGCCGUGAACACGAAUUGGCAUGUGAUUGGCUCCUCUCGAUUUACCCGAAUAUUCCUUCCCAAAAAUUUCAACUACCAUUCUCUCUCUCUCUAUAAACGUACCUCACCCCCACCCACCGUACGUACUGCGCUAUCCUUUCUGGAGUGAGAAAUUAAGUGAGAGAAACGAAAAGGCAAAACAAGAGUGAUGAGUGCAGCUCUAGAGAGAGAGUACCGAGUGUGUGAGGAGAUCGGCCGGGGCAGAUACGGCGUCGUGUCGAGGUGCUACUCCGCCGCCACCGGCCAGUGCUUUGCCGUGAAGUCCAUCCAGAAGCGCCUCAUCCAGGAUGAUGCCGUCGACAGCCUUUGCCUCCAAAACGAGGCCAAGCUCAUGCAGCUCGCCUCCGGCCACCGGAAUGUGCUCGGGAUCUUCGAUGUUUACGAGGACGACGAGUUCCUGCAUAUCGUGGUGGAGUUUUGCGACGCCGGAGAUCUGUUCCAGCGGAUUACGGCCCGGCCCGUGUUCUCUGAAUUGGAGGCCCGCCGAGUGAUGGUACCACUAAUGGAGGCAGUGGCCCACAUCCACGACCGAGGAGUGGCCCAUCGAGACAUAAAGCCUGACAACAUCCUCUUCAACUCCUACAACGAGCUCAAACUCGCCGACUUUGGUUCAGCCGAGUGCUUUGCCAACAGCAAUUUCAUGUCUGGCAUUGUGGGGACACCUUACUACGUGGCUCCGGAGGUGGUGGCCGGAAUGGAAUAUGGUGAGAAGGUUGAUGUGUGGAGUGCAGGCGUGAUUUUGUACAUAAUGCUAUCUGGGAUCCCACCUUUCUAUGGAGAGUCGGCUAGGGAUAUUUUUGAGGCCGUGCUAAGGGCAAAUUUGAGAUUUCCAAGGGCUGUUUUUGGGUUGGUCUCAACGGAGGCUAAGGACUUGCUGAGGAGGAUGCUCUGCAAGGAUGUGUGGAGGAGGUUCUCGGCCCACCAAGUUUUGAGACAUCCAUGGAUGACGGGUGAUGAAGAGGCCAGAGCAAUGGACUGACUCGGUUGAUAAGAGGUUCGGAGUCUUUUGAGAACAAAAGACAGUGCAUAUAUGAUGUUGUGUAGGCUACCCUUGUUUGUAUGUGUAACUAUGUAGAUAACUAGUGGCAAAGUGUAGUAGUAUUCUGCUCAACGGUUUUGUACAAAAUAUUAUGCAGAAAGCAGAGCUGAGAAAAUGUGGUGGCAUGAUUACAAAGUGUCACCCAUUUGCCUAUUUUCCUUCACCUUCUACUAUCUUUUUUUCAGCUUUUCCCUGGAAUGUGUAGUUAAAG